Molecule: messenger RNA, 12997 nt
Organism: Gallus gallus (chicken)
Lineage: Eukaryota; Metazoa; Chordata; Aves; Galliformes; Phasianidae
Gene: TMCC1
Product: transmembrane and coiled-coil domain family 1
Exons: 4
Coding region: 7632-9029 (465 amino acids)
Biological process (GO): membrane fission; endosome fission; endosomal transport
Cellular component (GO): endomembrane system
Source: RefSeq, a predicted model, not a curated record
GCCAGAGGGACUUCUGUGAGCCGGCAAAGGUAAGAGGAGCACAGGGCAUCCUUAGAACGGCGUCAGUCAUCAUAUUUGGCUGCUCUGUUCAGAUCUCCAGAAGAACUUGACCUCAUUUUGUAGCAUUAGCCUUGGAAAUGCUGCAUUUUCCUCUGUUGUUAAAUUUACUGUGGUUGUUUUUAUAUAACUUUUCUUCGCUUCAGAAGCUGGGAAGCGUGAAAAAUGCUUCUGUCUGAGUGAGUGCUGCAGCCUAUGAAGAUCAAACAUGGUGCUGCUCCUUGGAGUGCUCUGGGUUUUCUUGUUCUGGGGUUUGGUAUGUGUAAUGCAGUGAAUGAUGAAGGAAGAGGCUGGUGUGUGCAGCCUGAUAUCAGGGAGAUGUUGAACCGGCAGCUUUUUAAAUAUGAUGUUUUGCAGUUCUGACUGUGCAAAAUGUAUUGUUAGGAAGUAGUAAACAAACUGCAGAUUCAAAUUUUACUUCAGGUGAAAAAACGAGCAAACAGCUUCCCAUGGAGUCUGUGACCUUCAGAAAUGAAUAAGUAGUUUUCUUUGGUCUCGGUUAGCCCUGUAGCCAGGUGCAGCUGUGUCACAAGCCUGAGUUAACAGUGAGAUGUAUUUAUUAAAUACUGAGGAGGAAACAGUUAGGACUUUAAGACUGAUCUCUGGUGCAAAUAGAAGAUAAUUCUUUUCAAGUUGCUGCAAUUAGCUUCCUCUUGCAUUGUGACUCCAGCAUUUGGAAAACAAAACAAAACAAAACAAAAAAGCAGAAAUAUGGGAUGGCGAUGUUAUGCCUUUGGCAUAGAUGGAUGUUGGCCUGAGAUUUGUUAUCUGCAGAAGACCUUGAGAAAUUGUAUUGUGUUGUGGUUGUGCUGGAAGCACGUAUGUCUAAUCACAUUUGUUUAACACACUCGCUAUAUUCCACUGGGAAGAUCCGGAUCUCCUAUGCUGGGAUGUGUACUUACUGCCUUCAUCAAUGUCCAUCACUCAAGUGAUGCACAGGUGGCUCUUGAGCACAGCUAUGUUGGAAAUGCAGAGAUGAAGUGCUUUGGACAACAGUGAAGACAGAGGACAGUAAGAAAGAAUGUUGUUUAUUUACUUUCCACGUUUCAUUUUGAUAGAUCUGUGUACUUUGCAUCCUGGCACCUGCAACAUUAGGCUAAGUGAUCACCUUGAGAGCUGGAGAGAGAAAUAAUUAGAACAGGGUACCGCGUUCUUGCCUUCUGCAUCAGAUCUGGGCAGUUUACUGUCACUGUAGUUGGGAGAGGCUUUUGACGUUGGGUAAUGGAGAUGCUGCCAGCAAUAUGUGCGCUACCAUCGGUGCGAUGUGACUCUAGGUGGAGUUCCAAAUCAGGAAUCAUAGUUUUCUUAAUGGAAAUACUGAAAGGAGAGUGCUGACUUCAGUAUCUACUUAAUACAGUGUUUGGUAUGGACCAGGACUCUGCUCCCUUUUUCUGCUGGGUACCCGCCCUUUCCUCCCUUCAGUGCAGCCAUCUCAUUGUAGUCACACUGCGUGCACUUUCCUUUCAGAUGCCAGAAGGCACGUGCCUCAUGCUAGUCCAUUCCCUGUGCUGCAGAGGCUGUCCUUCCUACGUUGCUGCUUCUCGCGUGUUAAGUUUGCUGCUUCGAGCAACCUUACGGGUUAGGUGUGGGAGUGCCUUUGCAGCAGUCAGGGCUGAACAGAAGGCUGUGUUUGAUCGGGAAAGGAAUCUCUGGGGCCAACUCUUUUGCAUAGCUCUCUAGCAAGUGUAAUAUUAGCUGUGUGUAUGUUACAUUAGAAAGGCUUAAGUAAGGGAACAGUAUGUCUAGAGAUUGUAUGUGGGGAUGACAGAGAAAUGUGUUCACAGGAAACAUGAAUCCUGCUGUUGUGAAAUAUUUAUAUUUUACUAUAUAAUGUUAUUUGAAUCAACUUUGAAAUAUUGCUUACAGUCACACUCUGUGUUGUAUCUGCAGAAAAUACAACUGAAAAGUAAAAAGAAGCGACGGUUGUGCUCAAAUACACAGGGGCCUGUUAGACUAAGUGUGGUGGUGACUUGCAUGUUAGCUUUUAGCAGAGAAAAGCCCCUUGAGAAGGGGUGAGUCCUGCUCUCAGUGCAGCAGUUUCGUGCAGAGUGGUCAUGGAGAGAUGUUUGUUCUCCCACACUCCAGACGUGGGUUUGCUCAGCUGCUUUACAUGUCAAAUUUAACUUCCAAUCUGAACAGUCAACUCUUUUCUUUAUUAAUGAAUAUGUAAGAUGCAGUAAUGAUCUGUAUUUAUCAGUUAGCAGCUUCAAGUGCGAGAAAAAUAAACAAUACUCUCUGGGAAGUGCUAACAGUCAUUUUGUCUGUAAGUUAAUGAGAUGUGAUUUGAACAUCCUGGGGAAACCAGAAUGUGUUUAUAAAGGGAAGGGGGAAAAAUCAUUUUACGUAGUUAUUUUCAGAUCAAAGCUUGUGUAAACUUGUUUCUAAAUCUAUCCUCUCCUCCCAGUCCCUACACUUAACUUUUCGUUCAGCGUUACCUCAUUUCCUAUUCUUAUUAUUGUAACUUCUGGCCUGAUUGGCAGUCUGCACUUGAUUAAAAGUCUGCAGCUGCUAAAAUAAGCAUCCAUUAAUGUUAUUCUGGCCAUAUUUUUACCACGUCGUCCUCUUUCACCUCAAAAAUCAGGUUCCUGCAAGUCCCUGCAUAUAUUUCAGUUCCUUCCUAUUUUUCUGUUCAGAUUGUGUUAUUCAUUCCCGUGGACCUGCCUUGCCCAUAAUGCCAUCAUUGUUGUCCUGUUUAUACAGCUAGCACUGCUCAUUUUCUUACUGAGUAAUCUGUAGCUUUGGGAAGCCAUUCCUGAAUUGGACCACCAGGCUUUAUCUUUUUGCAUUCAAAAAUUUACUUUCUAAAAAUGUUGUAAAAUCAAGGUCAAGAAGGGGAGGUCUUUGUCAGCCAGUGGGUUUUAAAAAGAGCAGAAGGCAGCAUGGGCGUAUUCUAAAAUGUUGCUCUGCUGAGGUUGGUGGCUCACCCUCCUGCCCCUUCCUGGUGAUCUGCCAUCUCCUCCCCUCUCUGCAGCAUGCGGAUGCGCUGGCUGCGCAGGAAUGCUGAGAGCCACGUGUUGCUCCGGGUUGGCAGAGGUAAUGUGAGUGCAAAUGUUUUAGUAAUCAUCACUCGUCAUUGUUUAACUGCUAUGAGUAAGGUGUAAAGCCAUUUCCUCUUGGUGUUACCUGUGCUGGUUCCUUGCUCCAGUUGUUAUCUUAGGUGGGCAAAGAGAUUGAAUUUCCUUACUGUAUUUUUUCAGGGCCACUUUUCAUUUUUGUUUUCUUAUUGCAUUUCUUUCCCUAUAGCCAGGAUGUUCUUCUCAGCAUCUUAAGGAUUAAUCACCUGUAAGCAAAUAUUUUUUAUGUCUUUCAGAAAUCCUAAUUAUGAUCUAACCAUUGAGCUGCAGGAAAAUACACAGCAAGACUUCCUUGAGCUAUCCAUCUGUUCUUAUGCUUUCCUUAGCCAGUUUUGAGUGUGUUUGGAUUUAGGCACUGCUCAAAACAGUUUCUGACAAUGAUGACUAGCAGUUCUUUGUGAAUAAGUAAAACGCAAAGCUGCUGUAGUUCCUGAAGUUUUGGUCAGCCUAUAAAAUCCUGCAGGAUAAUUGCACAGUGUGUCAUAAGGAAUCAUGCUGGACCUGUUCUUCAUUGUUUUUCCUUUGUAUUCUUAUUGGCAGCAAGGCCAAGGCAGGUGUUUUACAUAGCACAGGAACAUGUGUGCAUACUGGGCACUUACUGAGGGAGGUGGCAGGCUGUAGUUCUCUCUUCUUUGAGUCCACAUGUGCGUGAUCUGCCGUGUUUCUAGGGAUGGUUCAGUGCAGCAGUAUUUGCCUCUUCUGUUGGUCUUCAGUCUAGAGGUGAAUGAACAGAAAUCUUCUCCCUUACCUCUGCUAUUACAUCUAGAUCAUGAGGCAGCCUAGACACAGAUCUGCAAUGAUAUAAACAUACAUUUUGCCAUGAAUAGUGAACCGAAGAGUUGGUACUAUAAAAUGUGUGGCAAUUUUGCAGCAGACUGAUAAAAAGGGAUAUAGGCCUAAGCCUUUAUUACCUUCCUAGACGCAUCAGAAGGUGUAAUAAGUGGUUGUGGAGUCUCCAUCCUGGGAAAUGCUCAGAAACCACCUAGCAGUCUGUAUUAGGUGGAAAUCUGGACAACCUCAACCAGUCUGUGAAUUUGUAACAUCCUAUAAGAAGCAAAGCAUUAGAAAAAAAACUGCCUUAGCCAUAGGUCAUAAAUGACUUACUACACUACCAGAGUAAUUUCUAGUAUUUUUUUUUUCCCCAUAAUUCAAGACCCACAAUAGAUAUUGCAGUAUUCUUUGUCUUUAUAAUGUUCCUACAGGAUCCAGUUCACUGCUACUCUCCUGACAGUAGGGCUGGUAGUACCUUGACUCAGACAUUUUCUGAAGAAUCACGUGCUGCAUGUUAUAUACAGGGGAGGUGACAUAUGACUAUUGACUGCCAAUGGCAUUUAGUUUAAUAUGUUGAGUGUACCUCUCAGUAAUUCAUAAUGUGUAUAUGCAUCUUCCCUAUACCUCACAGGGAUUCUAUGCAUGGUUUCAUAAAAACAAGUAUAUUUAUGUGGUUUAAUGCAAGUGUAAAAUCAUAUUGUGGCCUAAUGGAAGUCACUUUUUGCACUGUGCAAAUAGUGAAGUAGAGGGAAGUGAGGGAAAACAUGGGGCCAAAUGUAGGUAAUUACGAGAAACUGAGGUUAACACCUCUGUUUUUGUAUCAAGAGUUGUGCUUUUUCUGUAGCUGUUUCUUGUCAGGUUCUUAGUCUCAUACCUCUUGAAGACACACUCUCUAUGAAGUGCAGGACUCCUGGAACUAAUGUGAAUUUUGGGUUUGUUCCUAAUGCAGCAGAAACUGCAGCAGCAUCUGGAAUACUGAUUCUGCUCCAUGUGACAUGUGGUUGGUUGUACAGAUGUUGGUCUUCUACUGUUUUGACUCCUCAAAAUAAGAGGUGUUUCCACCCCAGUACGUUUGUGGUAACAAGAAAGAUAAAAAUAAACUUAAAGAAUAAUUUGUUGUCAGUGAUCUCUCACCCCUUUGGUGCAGAUAUCUUCCUGCUCGUAGAAUUUUUUGAAUCUCAAGGGACUUGGUCCUGAACUUUAUCAAGAUGCAUUUAUUCUAAAUCUGCUUAGUGCAAUUUGCCAUCUGUUUGGUUUCAGAAAGAAAAAUGAUAUACAGUAUUCCACACUGGCAUAUGCAGGAAUAAGCUCAUUGGAAAUGUGAGAAUUUAGUAAGGUCCAUUCACCAGCUGUGGUUUACAGCAAAGUAGGAAGGAAGAAAAACCAACAAACUCCUUUUCUCUGGCAUUUGGUUUCUCCAUCAGUAGCAAACCAUGAACGAAUUUCGUGCAGAAUGGAGCGUAACACUGCAGAGGUGCCUGUGACCCAGCUGCUCCAAACACAAGAGAAAAUGUCCUCUUCCAAGUAACAGAAGUUGUAAUUUGCCCCAGCAGAUGUGACUGAACCCUUAAUGGGGGCCACAGAGCACAUGGCUGCCAUUAGAUCACGGACUUGUGACUUUUUGAAAAGGUUGUAUAUUAAGAGGAAGGAACUCCUAGCCUUUUAUUUCUUUUGCUGGGGCUAAAAAUCGGUCAUCAGUGUUUCUUGUUUACAAUACUACUCUAAAAUGGACAUCAGCUGACGGAGAUCAGUUUCACUGAUUUGUAUCUGCUGUGAUUAUUUUUAGAACUACAUCUUGGCAUUUCUGUGAGUAGUUCUUCCAGGCUUACAAGAGUGGAAUCACAAAAUAUCUGUUCCCUUUAUCGAAGCGUUUUUAAAAAUUCAUUAGAGCCGAGAGCAACAAAAAGUGAAGUCUUCUGGUACAGAACCUCUCAUAAGGGACAUCUGAGAUAAUGACUGUUUGCAUGGGAGACUGGAUCAAUUUUAACACUCGAGUAUGAUAUUUUCCAAAAGAAUUUUGAUCCUGUUUUAUAGGCUCUCCAGUUCCAAGAUCCACUGUUUCUUUAAUCUUUGUUUUGAUUUCCGGAGAUCUCAAGGGCUGUUCUGCUUGUCUGCAUCCACUUGUGAGUAUUCUUUUUUCCCUUAAAGCCUACCUUUUUGGCACAGAAAAUAGAAUUUUAAAAGUGCCUUAAAACAACCUUUCAAUUUGGUGUUCAGAGCCACUACUGAGCAUAUCGAGGUGGGAAGUAAAUAGCUUUUUAUCCAGUUGAAAAUACAAGGAGACUCAGGAGAGUUCAAAAGUAAUUACCUACCCCAAGCACAUAGUUACUAGCUUUAAUAAACACCAAACAUGUUGUGGGAGUUCAGAGGACGAGCAGUGAGGCCUCACUUGCUGCCUCCGCCCAGGGCAGCAGCUCCGUGCCUCACCAUGGCCCCACAGCCUUGGCUGGGAGGGUGCAGGCCGGUCCCAUGGGUUGCGGUGCAGGCUCAGGCCUAACCAGGUGCUGUAAGCUGGCAGACAUGGUCAGCAUGAAAGGCUGUCUUUCUUUUUUCUCCACUCUGAUCUUUAUUCUCAUGAGAUGUUUUAAUUACAGGUCUGUUUAGUAAGAAGUCUCGUGUCUAUCACUGCAGACUGCUGUCCCGACACUACUGCCUGAGGCACAGGUUUCUGUCCCCUGCUGUGGCCCUCCUGCAGCACCCGCAGCACACCUGUGUGUGCCCUGUGCCAGCACUCUGUCACAUCUCCAGGCAGGGAAUCCAAGGCAUACAACUUUCUGGUGGUAUUAUUUGCACUGCUUUAACUACAGCAGGGUGGGACAAAUGCCCACAUUUUUUAGCAAUUAGUUUAUACUGCUGCGCAGUGCUCAGUCACUGGGACUGAUGACUAAUGGCACCUCGGGAGCUGCCCAGAGACCUUCCAGGGCUGCUCUCUGCUCUUACGGUCCCCAUUCCCUUCUCACCUUCCCUAUGUACUUCUAUACCAAGUAGCACAGUGCUUUGCAGUCACGCUUUUAAAGCUCUACACGAGGGUGGAGGGAGCAGGAGCAGAGUGUCUCCCUGAGGUAGACCUGUUUGGAGUGCUGCUGUUUGCCUCAGCCAGCCGCCCAGUUUGUUCUCAAAGAAUCAAACAAAAAAUGAGCAGAGAAAAACUUUGUAAAAUCCUGAAGUGGUUUCUGUAGAAGUGUGACACGUCUGAAAUGAACUCUCGUGUCUAAUCUUCAGCAAAGCCAAAAGGCAAAACCAUAGAUUCUGUAUGGGCAGUGAUUGUGGAAUGGGCAUGUAGGAAUGCUUACACAGAAGGGAAGACCUGAUGGAGGUUUGAUGGGGAGGAGGAGAAAGCAGCAGGUCCUCUGUGACUCAGCCUGCUGGGUGGCUCGGUGCCAGAGCAGCCUCCAGCUCCCCGCUGGUGGAGGGCCGGUAGGCCUGCCUGUUUGUACUGACUCAGGGUAGUACCAAACUGUAUUGCAAGGGAGAAUUUCUGAUUGGACUGUAAUGCCUAUUUAUAUACAAACAUUGACCAUUACAAUAUUUUGUUUACCAGCAUACUUUCAGGACAGAUCGCCAGUCAUCCUCAAUCGAUAACGCGUCACAGCACUUCCUGGCGUGCUGAGGGACCUGACUGUGCUGAGUCUUCCCUUCCCAAAGUCCCAGUUCAGAUCCAGAACAGAGCUCCUCCAUACAGCCCUUUGCUUUUUAAUUGGAAAAAGCUGCUCUUGUUCAUCCAGAGUGAUGUCCACACAGAUUGAACGACUGGAAGUCAGCAGCCUAGCGCAGACCUCCAGUGCAGUGGCCUCAAGCACUGAUGGCAGCAUCAACGCAGACUCCGUUGAUGGCACCCCAGAUCCUCAGCGUACAAAAGCAGCCAUCACACACCUGCAGCAGAAGAUACUGAAAUUGACUGAGCAGAUCAAAAUUGAACAAACAGCCCGUGAUGACAAUGUGGCAGAGUACCUGAAGCUAGCCAACAACGCAGACAAGCAGCAGAGUGCCCGCAUUAAGCAAGUGUUUGAGAAGAAAAAUCAAAAGUCUGCCCAGACGAUCUUGCAGCUGCAGAAGAAGCUAGAACAUUACCAUCGAAAGCUGCGAGAAAUUGAACAAAAUGGAAUCCCUCGGCAGCCAAAGGAUGUCUUCAGGGAUAUGCACCAGGGAUUGAAAGAUGUUGGAGCGAAAGUCACUGGUUUCAGUGAGGGAGUAGUAGACAGUGUUAAAGGUGGGCUUUCCAGUUUCUCCCAAGCCACGCAUUCAGCAGCGGGAGCUGUGGUUUCCAAACCCCGGGAGAUUGCCUCUCUCAUCAGGAACAAGUUUGGGAGUGCAGACAAUAUUGCUAGUCUGAAAGACUCCUUAGAAGAAGGCCAGGAAGAUGGGACAGGAGGCAAGGCUCUAGGUGUUAUCCAGAACUUUCAGUCAAGUCCAAAAUAUGGCAGUGAAGAGGACUGCUCCAGUGCUACGUCAGGCUCAGUGGGAGCCAACAGCACAACAGGGGGCCCUGUGGGAGCUUCCAGCUCCAAAACAAACACUCUGGAUAUGCAGAGCUCAGGGUUUGAUGCAAUACUACAUGAGAUUCAAGAAAUUCGAGAGACACAGGCAAGACUGGAAGAGUCAUUCGAGGACCUUAAGGUGCGCUAUCAGAGGGAUUACUCAUUAAUAAUGCAGACUUUGCAGGAGGAGCGGUACAGAUGCGAAAGACUCGAAGAGCAGCUAAAUGACCUGACUGAGCUCCAUCAGAAUGAGAUCCUGAAUCUGAAACAGGAGCUGGCCAGCAUGGAAGAGAAAAUUGCCUAUCAGUCUUAUGAGCGAGCCCGGGACAUCCAGGAGGCCCUGGAAGCAUGCCAGACCCGCAUCUCCAAGAUGGAGCUACAGCAGCAGCAGCAGCAGGUGGUGCAGCUGGAGGGUCUGGAGAAUGCCACAGCCAGGAACCUGCUGGGGAAGUUCAUCAAUAUCCUUCUGGCUGUCAUGGCUGUCCUCCUUGUCUUCGUCUCCACUGUGGCCAACUGCGUCGUGCCCCUCAUGAAAACUCGCAAUAGGACGUUCAGCACUUUAUUCAUAGUGGUUUUCAUUGCCUUUUUGUGGAAGCACUGGGAUGCCAUCUCUGGCUACUUGGAACGGUUCUUGUCUCCCCCCAGAUGAUGCCAUGAGGAAUCGGCUGCAUCGCCCCCCUCCCAGCACGCUCGGUGAGCAAGCGUGGCAAAGAUUAGUCAGCAACUACUCCGCUGAAGUUUUAAAGUGUCUGAGUGAAUUUGUUUACAUUUAGAAUAACGUUUUUUCUCUGCGAGAUGCAUUGCAAUAGUAUUUUUUAGAUUUUAUUCAAGAACUCUUUUUGGCGAGAAUCCCAGAUAAUUUUUAUGUAGCAUGGUUCUCUUUGGAUGCAAAUCUUAAGAUUCUUUAAAGUGUACAAAAUAAGUAAAAUACAGAAAUUUGGAGCAUACCAAUGGGCAAUUUAAACUGUGGCUUGAACUACUGUACUAAACCUGUCAGGAAGAGGAAAAUGUGAGUAACUUAAGAUGAGCAAAACUAAAUGUAGUGCACACAGCCUUGAGGGAUGGUACCACAGCAAACCUGUAACACUAAACUUUUACUGUGAAGCCUGCUCACAUUCCAUGUCCAAAUGUAUGGGUUCGGAGUGGUUUCUUAACAGGAAAACAAAACAACGUGUGGAUCUCUUUCCCGACUCAGCGUCUGGGUUCGCCGUUUGUGCUAACCUGACUGAACAAUGACUUUCUGUAAGGCUGGUUAACCUUGUUAAGUGUAUGAAGUGGAAGCCUCAUGCCAUAUACAGUAACUGCACAGUUGUGCUACAGUAUUUUGAAGUAGUCCUUGAAACACUUACCUUUAAGCAAAGCCCUUGGUCGCACUUUUAAGGUUUUUUUUAAUGUAUGUAUAUUCACAGAUUAAAAAAAAAAAUCCAAACAGCAUACUUGAAGAGUGUUAUACUCAAACUCUCAGUGCUUCCUUAUCGUUUCUAAUAGGAUUUUUUAUUAUUAUUAUUAUUAUUAUUAUUAUUGGGUUGUUGGUGGUUUUUUUGUUGGUUUUUUUUUUUGUUGUUGUUGUUGAAGGGGUUGGGAGGGUCAUUGUUUUGGUGUUUUUUUUUUUUCCUUUUAAAUAAAGAAGUGAUGUUUUUAAAUGAAGAAAUGUGUGAAUAAUUGUGAGCUGUCUUGUCCAGAAACAGUUUUGAGGAGGGCAGACGGUAGUUUCUAGUGCCAGCCUGUCUGGAGCACAGUGCUGUUCAUAUGCCAUUUCUGUCCUCCUGUGCACACAGGUGCAGCAGAAGGAAGAACAUCCAUCCUCUCCGCACAUUCUUGUCAGGCAGGUGUUUGUUUUUUUUCCUUUUUCCAAAUGUGAAAGAAAAUAUGUUUCUAUUUCUCACUUCAACAGCAUCUCUCAUUCCUGGCCUUGGGUUAAGAAUAGGGAAUUUCUUUGCAUACCUUCCUAUGCAACAGAUUCUUUGAAGAAAAGAAAUGCUGAAUCAACAGUCUGCUCACAGGAAUGAUUGCCUCAGAAAUAUCCCUAAUUCAGUUUUUAAAUGAACUCCUAAAGAGUGAAACCAAAGUUUUCCUCCUGUCAGGCUCUAAUCAGAUCAUCGGUGUAGAGAUUUUGUAGACUGUAUCUGUGUAGUGUGCCAUAGACAGCAUCCUCUUCUUUGCCUGUGAGGUCAAGCACUUGCUGUAGGUACCUUUUCAAAGCUCUAAAGGAAAUGUCAGCUUCAGCCAUAACCUCACAGGCCCAGUGAUGCUGCUGUUGCUGAUGGAUGUUGGUACUGGCAGGCAAGGCUGCAUGUCCAAGGAAUGUGGAUUCACUCUUGUUUUUUUUAAGUUUGGAGCCCCUUUCCAGCAUAACAGUGUCAAGAUACAGCUUCCAUCUCCAUGAAAUGCUAACAGACUCCAGGAGUCUUUCAGCACCAUUUGUGGUGUUCAGAUGUUGCUGUUUUUCUUCCCUCCAGGUUUAUGUUCUCUCUAGGAACUAAAUGUUGCUCAGGUGACCUAGACCAGUUGAGAUCAUACAUAUACAUACACGGAACAUGUGCAUUAUAUAUACUAUAUUUGUAUAUGUGUGUAUGUACAUAUGUAUAUAUAUAUAUGUGUAUGUGUGUAUAUAUAUAUAUAUAUAUAUAAUAUAUAUGCCGUGAUGCAAAUUCUGGACUCUUUAGAAAUUCCCCUGAACUAGGUUAACUGACUGCUGGCUGAUGCAAGCCCUCCACAGCUCACCCAUUCUUCAGAGAUUCUUUUUUUUUUCUAUACUCACAAAAAACUCAGGUACCCCUCCAGGGAUCCCAGCACGCCUGCCUUUGUCACCAUAUGCACUAAUCUGCUCUUAUCAUACUUAAAAUGCAAAUUGCCAAUUGCAACUUCCUCAAGCCAAAAAGAAUCAUUCUUCUCACAGAGUUGCAGACAGAGCAAAGGUUGCAUAACCGUUCCCUCUCUGGACAGUUCUAGCUCAAGUGAAACUGCAUUCUGUUUACCAUCCUUAUCUGGCUGGUACAGAUUACACGGAUAAUCACCUUCUCCCAUUAGGUUUUGUCAGAAACAACAGCAUGGAUAGCAGUAAGAAAUAAUUUGGUACAUAACUGAAAAGUGUUGUUGCCUUUGUUUGUGGUUCCUGGCCUCUGCACCUGUUCUCCUCAGUUCUGGUCACUCUAAAAGAGCUCACGGUAGGUUUUCCUGUGGUCAAAGCAGGAGGCAAUUGGAAGCCAAUGGAUUUGCAGGCUCAGUGCCACUCUGAUUGUCUCUCUUCUUUAUAUCCUAGCUUCAUUUAACAUCUCAACUGUGUCACUGUCAGUAAACACUGUUUGCUAAUUUGCCAGAUGUAGGCUUGAUAGAAACUUAUCACCUCAAAACUGUUUGGUGAAGGCCACGUGUAUGUGGUUCUAGACAAUGUCUGUCUGUCUGUCUCUUUCUCUCUCGACACUUUUUUUCCAUUCCAGAAGGUCAUCUGCAGUAAUGCCACAUACGAUGCUGCACCCACUUUUCUUAUCCUGACAGGACUGCUAUGUGUUUUGCCUUUUGCAUUAGCAGAAUGUUUUGGGGUUUUCCUCCCUCUUCGAUUUGAAGGUUUGUGACGAUUUCUGAUAGGUUAACAAUGAUUAUAUUGUUGGAAAUGUGAUUCUAGCUUUAAGGCUCCCUUUCCCUGUAAGUGGUUGUGUUUGCUUUCUUGAUGAAGCGUUCCUGGAUGAUGUGUAGAAGAGUAUCUGGUGUGGGUGUGCACGUGUGACUCCCUUUUGUGGACCUUCUGUAUGGAUGUGCACUAGUUUAGUGACCGUCUCUGAGUUGCAGAAUGUUUCCCUCAACAUUUCAUAUUCAGAGUUGGAACAAUUCUGGAAUUAUUUGGAUAUGUUUAGCGCAUAUCAGCUUGGGAUAUGGAAAGGGAAGAAUGUAAUGGACUGUGUUAGUUGGGGAAGCAGCAGCUCUUCAGAGAAAUUCUGGGGUUUGAGUGAAGUGUUUUUCCCUAUUUGUUUUCUCAAUGUAAAACAAACAAACAAACAAGUCAUCUUGAUGCAAAAAAUGACCGGUUUUGAUUUGAUGAAUUUCCCUCUCAGCUUCGUCAGUUUAGUGAUACCGAGCAUGCUCACAGCAAUGAUUUCAUUGGUUUAUUCCAGACCUGUGAGUUUUUAGGGUCUGAUCAGAUUAAUUAUUGAGUUCUGUACAUGUUGCACUGGGACAGAAAAGCACUGUCUUUCAGCUUUGACAAAUAUGCAUUUUUUUAAAUUAAACAAAAAGGCAGCAUUAUAACAAAAUAUGCCAAGCUACAAAGGGGUCUGAGAUCGGGUAGUUCUGACAGUUUUUAAGUGAAUUCUGAAUGUGGCUAAAGAGUUAAAACCCUGUGUGUCUGUGUCGUGUAUGCCAGGUGGUAUAGUGGUAGGCAAUUGACUUAGCUGUAAGUGUGUUUAAAAAGUGUAAAAAAUAAACUGCAAAACUCACUUGCACGGAUUGAAGAGUACAGAAAUGACACUUGUGAACGUAACACUGUAGUUUGUAGAUCUUAAGCUGCUAAUUGUUGAGAGAGAUUUACAUUUGUCUUGUCUGAUUGUUGCAGAUUUAUCUGUGACACUUUUACUGUAUAUAAAAAAAAAUUAAAUAAAGACCUCAGCUAUUAACACUGGA